Messenger RNA from Annulohypoxylon truncatum, 2728 nucleotides. RefSeq lists its product as uncharacterized. Gene Ontology annotation, cellular component: nucleus. Gene Ontology annotation, molecular function: RNA binding. Lineage: Eukaryota; Fungi; Ascomycota; Sordariomycetes; Xylariales; Hypoxylaceae. The transcript has 6 exons. The coding region runs from base 116 to 2191 and encodes 691 amino acids. The record is from RefSeq and is a predicted model, not a curated record.
UUGGGUGACAAUCGCGCGACUAUCGUAUAUCAUUUCACAGGUGCUGCGAGCCUGACCUCGCUGUACACUGUGCUUGUCAUCGUCCCAACCUCUUGAAGAGAGCACUAGAGCAAUCAUGUCGUCGCCCGUAGCUGAGCUCGAGGCGGGCUUGAAUGCCAUGCAAAACCUAAAGCCACCUGGAGUUACCGCGUCCCGUAUUUCAACACUUACAAGCCUAUGCGUUGACAACAUUGAGUCUGAAUCCGUACUCAUCCAGAAGAUCUAUACCCACUUCAAGAAGGCCCCCGCCACACACAAGUUAGGCGUUCUCUACGUCGUAGAUUCCGUAACUCGCAAAUGGGUUGAGCAAGCUAAACAUCAAGGUCAACCUAUCAAUAGCUCUGCAAAGGAUGGAACCUACGCUGCCGGUGUGCAUAGAGUAACGGAAUUGCUUCCUGUCCUGAUGAAUGACAUUAUUCAGAAUGCUCCCGGAGAACAGAAGGAGAAAAUUAAGAAGCUCAUUGAUAUCUGGGAAAAGGGUCAGACAUUCCCACUCGAUAUGAUCGAGUCAUUCAAGCAGAAGCUCAAUCCAACCAAGUCCACGACACCGCCUGGUAGUCCCCCGCCGGGUCCUGGCCUCCCAGGAUUGCCUGAAUCCAAGCCUGCUGUUACCGAAGCUCCGAACGCCAUUAUGGAGGCUCUAGCCAACAUCGCUAGACAGAACGUGGCCGCUGCACCAGUUAACAACAGUGUGCCAGCUGCGACUAGCGCGUAUAACGUAGCGCCCGCGCAGACGACCGCAGUUCAGUCGCCAGUCCUGCCUCUGGGACAGGGUCAGCCUCCUGUUCCUUAUUCUACUACACCUCAGCAACCUGUAAAUUUGCCGGGCAUGCCGUAUGCAUUCCCCCAACCAGGUCAAGUCCAGGCGCCAACCCCCGCGCCGCCGUCAGCUGCCAGUAAUCUAAUUCCCGGCUUUCCUGGUGUAGCCCCAGGUGCCUCUGCGGCGCCGGUUCCUGGCAUGGACCCCGGUGUCCAGCAGCAGGUUAUGUUGAUCAAGCUUCUUGUCGACCAAGGUGUGCCUUUUGAUAAGAUUCCAGCCAUCAUAGCUAGCAUGCAGAGCAGUAGUGUCGCUUUGCCUGCAUCGACCCCUACUGCUACUUCAGCUGCAGCACCCCCUGUAGGCCAGCCCCAGUAUGCUGGCUCAUGGGGUCAAGGCGGCUUUCAACCUGUUGAUUCACGUGACCACGAUUAUCAGGGAGUUAGAUCGCCCGGUAGAUACCGCAACCAUUCAAGGUCGCGAUCGCCUCCUCGUCAUUGGGAUACUCGAGACUCUCCUCGUGGUCGCGCUGACCGUGAAUAUGGCAGUUAUGGUCGUAAUUCCCCCGGCCUAGGACGUAUGGACGAUCGUGAUCGCCGCGCUCGAGGCAACGACUAUCGGCAGCGUAGUCCCGGUCGCCGUGGCCGUAGCCCUAGCACGCCCCUCCAGGGAUACCCUCAGCCCCCGGCUACCAAAUGGGUCGAGUAUGACAGAACUAUCCCGCAAGGUCACAUCAAGGUUUUGAGUAGGACUUUGUUCGUCGGAGGCGUCACUUGCCCCGAGAGCGAGUUACGCAGCGCUUUCAAUCGCCAUGGUCAGGUGCAAACUUGCAUCGUCAACAAGGACAAGCGCCAUGCGUUUGUCAAGAUGAUCACUCGACGGGAUGCCGUCAACGCCAAGGAGGCCAUGGAGAAUAGUACCUUCAGAACUCGAUGGGGUGUCGGCUUUGGACCGAGAGACUGUAGCGACUACCAGACUGGUAUUAGCGUUAUUCCUAUCAACAAGCUGACAGAGGCGGACCGAAAAUGGAUGUUAACCGCCGAAUUCGGCGGCAGCGGUGGCCGCCCCAUCGAGACGGGACUGGUGGUUGAGGAGCCGGACAUCGAAAUAGGCGCUGGUGUCUCAUCGAAAGCAAUUAGUCGUCGCAUGCAGACCGACAAGGGUGGAAGACAUGGACCCAAAUCCAGCCGUGGCCCGGGUGGUGACGAUGAAGCGGACCUCUCUCGAUGGCGCCGAAACCGAGAUGGCCGACAAGAUGAGCAGCAAGACGACCGAAACGGUGUGACCAAUGGGCCGGCUGUCCCAUCGUUCCCUUUUGGAAUCGGAACCGGCCCUAACGGCAUGCCGGUCUUCCCUCCUGGCUUUGCCUUUCCUCCCCCUACCUCCGACCAGUAGCAGUGGCCGGACUACGGAUGGCAAAAUUGAAGCUGUCGUCUGCUUUCAACUAUCGCGUUUCUCCUUGGCGCUUCAGAGAUACUCGCGUUUCUUGUUGAACCAGCGUAGUAGUUGCGGUGCUUGCAGUGCGAAGACGUGCAUAGCACCUUACGAAUCACGUAGCAUGGAUCGGCGUUGGAGGUAUUCUGCGUUAAGAUUGAUAAGACCACAGGACCACGGUCGUCUUUCUUGACAUGUCACUAUAUCGGUCUGCUUUCGAGUUGUCAAGUUUAGCUUUGACGAACUUUCACAUCAGGGUAUGCGGUUUCAUCCGUUUUUGAUGCUUAUCUUUCUUCGAGGUCUAGCAUUGGCCUACCUCCCUCCCUACGGAGUCUACGAUCUACUCUAUUCAGACUCGAGUCUGUAGUAGAGUACAUAAUGUAUAGUACUCGGAGCACGAAAGGCGUUGGGGAGGGCAAACAAAAAGGAAGGGGGCGGCUGUUCGUCAACUUCUGUGUCGGAAAUUAGGUAUCUGCGGGAAUCAAUAAUAGGUUGAUU